AUGCUUCGCAGCGCCUCGCGGGAGAGACCCAGCUAUAGAGCAGGAGUGGCGGCACCUGACUUGCUGGAUCCUAAAUCUGCCGCUCAGAACUCCAAACCGAGGCUCUCGUUUUCCACGAAACCCACAGUGCUUGCUUCCCGGGUGGAGAGUGACACGACCAUUAAUGUUAUGAAAUGGAAGACGGUCUCCACGAUUUUCCUGGUGGUUGUCCUCUAUCUGGUCAUCGGAGCCACCGUGUUCAAAGCAUUGGAGCAGCCUCAUGAGAUUUCACAGAGGACCACCAUUGUGAUCCAGAAGCAGACAUUCAUAUCCCAACACUCCUGUGUCAAUUCAACCGAGCUGGACGAACUCAUCCAGCAAAUAGUGGCAGCAGUAAAUGCAGGGAUUAUACCCUUAGGAAACACCUCCAAUCAAAUCAGUCACUGGGAUUUGGGAAGUUCCUUCUUCUUUGCUGGCACUGUUAUUACAACCAUAGGGUUUGGCAACAUCUCACCACGCACAGAAGGUGGAAAGAUAUUCUGUAUCAUUUAUGCCUUACUGGGAAUUCCCCUCUUUGGUUUUCUGUUGGCUGGAGUUGGAGAUCAACUAGGGACUAUAUUUGGAAAAGGCAUUGCCAAAGUAGAAGAUACAUUUAUUAAGUGGAAUGUCAGUCAGACCAAGAUCCGCAUCAUCUCAACAAUCAUAUUUACACUGUUCGGCUGUGUGCUCUUCGUUGCUCUGCCUGCAAUCAUAUUUAAGCACAUAGAAGGCUGGAGUGCCCUGGAUGCCAUUUAUUUUGUGGUUAUCACUCUAACAACCAUUGGAUUUGGUGACUACGUUGCAGGGGGAUCAGAUAUUGAGUACUUGGACUUCUAUAAGCCUGUCGUGUGGUUUUGGAUCCUAGUAGGGCUGGCUUACUUUGCUGCUGUCCUGAGCAUGAUUGGAGAUUGGCUCCGAGUGAUAUCUAAAAAAACAAAGGAAGAGGUGGGAGAGUUCAGAGCACAUGCUGCUGAGUGGACAGCCAACGUCACAGCCGAAUUCAAAGAAACCAGGAGGCGGCUGAGUGUAGAGAUCUAUGACAAGUUCCAGCGCGCCACCUCCAUCAAGCGGAAGCUCUCAGCAGAGCUGGCUGGGAACCACAGCCAGGAGCUGACUCCUUGCAGGAGGACCCUGUCGGUGAACCACCUGACCAGCGAGAGGGACGUCUUGCCUCCCUUGCUGAAGACUGAGAGUAUCUAUUUGAAUGGUCUGACGCCACACUGUGCUGGCGAAGAGAUUGCUGUCAUUGAGAACAUUAAGUAG
Cynocephalus volans (Philippine flying lemur) is the source of this 1281-nucleotide messenger RNA. RefSeq names its product potassium two pore domain channel subfamily K member 2 (gene KCNK2). The record is from RefSeq and is a predicted model, not a curated record. The transcript is spliced from 7 exons. Lineage: Eukaryota; Metazoa; Chordata; Mammalia; Dermoptera; Cynocephalidae. Gene Ontology annotation, biological process: potassium ion transmembrane transport; stabilization of membrane potential. The coding region runs from base 1 to 1281 and encodes 426 amino acids. Gene Ontology annotation, molecular function: outward rectifier potassium channel activity; potassium ion leak channel activity. Gene Ontology annotation, cellular component: plasma membrane.